AUGUCGUCACGUUGUCAAGUCAAGAUUAUAACAGGUUACAGUACAGAUAUUGGUGCAAAAGGCGCACAACUGCCAGGUGGAGAAAAGCAGCGUUAUGCGAUUGCGCGUGCACUAGUACAAAAUCCCAGAAUACUUUUACUUGAUGAGCCAACAAGCGCAUUAGAUUAUGAAAACGAGAAACAAGAAGAUAUAAAAUUCAAGCUUGAUUCAAAACCGUUGACGGAAGAAGAACCUAUUUCAUUACACUAA
This is a messenger RNA of Didymodactylos carnosus, 249 nucleotides long. The record is from the annotation of a GenBank genome assembly. NCBI's taxonomy places the organism in Eukaryota, Metazoa, Rotifera, Eurotatoria, Philodinida, Philodinidae.